This is a messenger RNA of Coregonus sp. 'balchen', 2462 nucleotides long. The record is from the annotation of a GenBank genome assembly. NCBI's taxonomy places the organism in Eukaryota, Metazoa, Chordata, Actinopteri, Salmoniformes, Salmonidae.
CCGGAGGAAGAUAUCCUCAAAGGCAAACAGUCCAUCAGAAGUCAUGCACUGGGAAAUCAGAACUCUGAGAGUGAGAUAUUGUUGGAUGGCGACGAUGACACUCUAUCAUCCUUGGAGGAGAAGGAAUUGGAGAACCUAACAGGUAACGCAUGCAGCUCAUCCGUUUCAUGUCCCAGCGCGCAUCAACUAGAGGGGGCUGGGAACGCACGUUAGUUGAAUCCUCCUCCUCCCGCCUUUAAACCGUCUCCAUUGCUAACGCGUGUGGGUGCUGGUAGGGGUACUUUGAGGCACGCAUGCAGGGUAACGGGGCUCCCGAACGGUUAAUAAGGGGGGAUCACCCCCCCCCCCCCCCCCCCCCCCAGCGCCUCCCAUUACCCCUGAAGUCUCUCUCAUUAUGCUUCUGUGAUCGCUCUGGGUUUGCAUCUUCGCUGAGCCUCGACUCUACCAACAAGCUUGUGUAAUAUGAUUCAUAGUUAGCUUUUGACACAGUAAUUAUUUUAUUGUUUUAAUAAUUGAGAGGUUGAGAAUACGCCUAUAAUUGAAGAAGUGAACUGUGCAUUUUGUUUAGAUGUUUUGGCCUCGACGUCCAUUUCUAUUUUGAAGCCUUCCUCUGACUUACUUUAUGUUAAAUGUUAAAUUUGUCCCCAUGACAAGUGCGAUAUUUUGACAGCAUGCAUCCCAUGAAGGCCUAUUUUAUGAUUGGGCAUAGUGUAUAGGUGCACUGCGCGCGGCUUUUAGCUAACCGCUAUUAUUUUCACAUUUUAGAAUAGCACUAUGGACCUAAAACAUUUUCUGUGUCUUUAGUUGUUUAUGACUGCUCUAAAUGUGCAGUUUUCCUAUAUGAAUCCAUGUAGAAUAAAUAGUAUAGGCCUAGAUCAAAACGACUGUAGGCCUUGCGGUUAACAAGACUCAAACACAUAAAAUGACGUUGCUGUCCAAUUUCUUAUCCACUUUAAAUCCAUUAUCUCACACCCUUAUUUAUGUUAAUGUGGUUCCCUAUACUUGGAAAUCCUAAAGGCCUAUUAGUUAUGUUACUAAUCGGAUUGCAUCCUAUAUAAUCCUCAAUAUCCCCACAUCAUGGCUUUCCACUAUAACAUGUUCACCCACUGUAGCCUAAUAUAAAUGCGCUCAGAGCGCAAUUAUAUAAAAACACAACGCCCACGAUGACAAUAGGAUUAAGGGGAGAUCCCAUGCCUAAUAAAGUGACAUGGAUUCUGAAAUGAAGUGGAAAUUGUCAUGUGGGUCUCAUACUCCUCUGACAAGACAGACAGACAGGACGCAGCGUCCCAGUACAGGCAGCUGUCUGUCUGAACAACACCAGGUGUAAUUGAAUGUCUCCAUGGCAGUGAUUGAAAAAUGUUAUUUCACCCCCGGAUUACAUGCUAAUGCUUACAAUGCUCUGAGGGCUAAGGGGGGAGAGAGGGGGAGACGGCAACAAAUGAACAUAUCUGUUUAUUCCAUAGCCAUUCGUUUCUGAAAGACGUGGGUGCUUUGGGGAAAUCAAGCCGGGCUCUGAAGCCCUUUUCUGCCGCGCUGCACAUCUGCAAAUACAAUGCUUCUGCACACGUGGAGAGCGGGGCCAGAGCCGUAAGAGCUUACGCGUUGCUCCCCGGAGCGGCCUUCUCGUUGUCAUACUGGCAUAAAUUAAGAUUGAUGAGAGAUUAAACAGACGAAGCACCAGCCCGCAAUCAAUGGGGCCUGAUUGACAGCUGAUUCUAUUUUUUGACAAGGCUGGUCUGUCUUGGGUUACGCAGAUGCUGAUAUUUUAUUUUACUCAGCGGGUCAAACCACCUUUCCCUGCCUGUAGUCUAAGUACAAAGAGGAACUGUUCAGAUCAUGGUGAUUCUGGUACCAGUUCUUAUCAAUACGUCAUAUUAUAUCUAAAUCGAUCUAGCAAGGAAAUUAGGUCUAAUAAUAAUGCUAAUAAUAAUUGUACAAUGUAAAUUGCAUUCCUAAUUUAAAUUGCAGUUACAUAAUGCAGUUGCAUGCAGUUUUAGGCUAUAGAAAUAAUACAAUUGAGAAUUAUAUUUAUUUUUCUUCUUGACCUUGCUUCUGAUAGAUAUGCCUAUACAACCGACCCAUAGCCUAGAGCAAAUAUUUUCCCUCAUUAAAAAUGCAUAUGUGGCCUUUACUAUAUUGUUAUGGUCUUUUCACGGAGACAAAAAGAGCCAUCAAAGUCAGUGUGUGCCCUUGAGUUUAUAUGUUUACUUUUACACGCUGUUGCUCUCUCUGUUUUCUCGAGGAGGGGAAGGGGGUGAUUUUUGUAAAGCGCGCUAAUGUUUGCUUUCUGGCCCGUGCCGUUGUUGGGCCCUGUCUGUCUCCUAGGCCCUGUAAACAUGAGCACUAGCGCUCAGCUGGUCGCCCCGGCCGUGGUGGUGAAAGGAACGCUGUCCAUCACCGCGUCUGAACUCUACUUCGAGGUGGAUGAAGAAGAGGCCAGCUUUAAGACGAUCGAUCCAAAG